Messenger RNA from Pogona vitticeps (central bearded dragon), 1623 nucleotides. Lineage: Eukaryota; Metazoa; Chordata; Lepidosauria; Squamata; Agamidae. The record is from RefSeq and is a predicted model, not a curated record.
AAAAGCCAAUGCAUUCUCUCCCCAUCUUCGGAAUUCCCGGAAGGAUUUUUUACGCAGCAGGAGCGAGAAGAUGGAGGCAUUGUUAUCUAUUUCAUCAUCAUUCUUUAUAUGUUCCUGGCUGUGUCCAUUGUAUGUGAUGAUUACUUCCUUCCGUCCCUAGAGAUGAUCAGCGAGUCCCUCGGCCUCUCCCCGGACGUUGCAGGAGCCACUUUCAUGGCAGCGGGCAGCUCUGCGCCUGAGCUGGUCACAGCUUUCCUAGGUGUUUUUGUCACAAAGGGAAACAUAGGCGUCAGCACCAUCCUCGGCUCUGCUAUAUACAACCUCCUCGGGAUCUGCGCAGCCUGCGGCCUCUUCUCUAGUGUGGUUUCAAGACUGUCCUGUUGGCCCCUGUUUAGAGACUCUCUGGCCUAUGCUGUUAGCGCAGCCGCUGUUCUUGCGAUCAUAAUUGACAAUCAAGUUUAUUGGUACGAAUGCGCUUGCCUCCUGUUGAUAUAUGGAGUCUACAUACUGAUUCUGUGUUUUGACAUUAAAAUCAACCAGUACGUGAUAAAGAUGAUCAGUCCUUGUAGCUCCUGCUUCACAGUGACCCCAGAUGAAGCAGAGCAGCAACCCCUGAUUGGAUGGAAAGAGGACGUGGGGCCCCUUGUGCACCGACAGUCAAGAACGGACAGCGGGAUCUUCCAUGACGAGUCGGAUUAUUCUCACCUUUCAAUAAGCUUACAUGGUCUCGAUACAGUUUCUGAAGAUCCUCCCAAUGUGUUCACUGUGCCUGAGGCAGAUCUGAAAAGGAUUCUGUGGGUCCUCUCUCUUCCCCUGAUUGCUUUGUUCUAUUGGACUACCCCUGACUGCCGAAGACGGUUCUGGAAGAAUUGGUUCAUGGUUACAUUCUUCAUGUCAGCAGUGUGGAUUUCUGCAUUCACAUACGUUCUUGUGUGGAUGGUAACAGUCGUGGGGGAAACCUUGAAAAUUCCAGAUACUGUAAUGGGCCUUACAUUGCUUGCAGCAGGAACAAGUAUACCCGAUACCAUUGCGAGUGUGCUGGUAGCCAGAAAAGGAAAAGGAGAUAUGGCCAUGUCCAACAUUAUAGGAUCCAAUAUAUUUGAUCUGCUGUGUUUGGGAUUGCCCUGGUUUAUAAAAACAGCCUUUGUGGACAGCGCCGGUCCUGUGCAAGUGAACAGCAGUGGUUUGACUUACACUGCCAUCUCCUUAGUUUGCUCCAUCGUCUUCAUAUUUCUGGCCAUUCACCUGAAUGGCUGGAAGUUAGACAAAAAACUGGGGGCGGCCUGUCUAAUGAUGUACUUCACGUAUGCCAUCUUAUCCAUUCUGUAUGAACUUGGAGUCAUAGGAAACAAUCCUUUCGGGAUUUGUGGCAACUAGGUUUUGUGCUGCUGCAUUUUCAACAUUGUCGUAAAGGAUAAAAUAAAAAUAAGAACAAAGAAUGAAAAGGACUUGCUUAUUCAUUUAGUCAAAUAAAAAAAUCCUAUAAUAUGCCCUUUGGGCUCUAAAAUCUAUUUACAGAAAUUCCACAUCAUGACAUAAAAUACAUGAUAAAACUCAAAACUGACAAGAACUGGUGUUUCCUCACAGAAAUAGGAGUAGCAAUAACAAUGAAUGCAUGGAAAA